CCAUCUCUUUCCUUCUCACAUUGGUUGUUGUUUGGAAUGUUGUAGCCCCCAUCACCCAGAAGAAUGCCAGCUCAUCGUCCUCGCUUCUGGAGGAGAGUUUGGCGGUGAGCCCUUCGAUGGCUGACCGAGUCGCAAGGGUGAAGAAGACACCUCCCAAGAGUGUGAGGAGAAAGCUUUCGGCUAUGGCGACACUGUUGGCGCAAGAGGAAGUCUACAAUGCGCUAUCUCGUGAGGGAGACAAGUUCGGCAAGAGCAAAGCUCCGCAGCACAAAUCCGGCUUUACAUCUUGGAUGCAGACUCUUUCCAGUCAGAGGGAGGAGAGCCAGAUCGAGCAGAACGUACGGAGUCGAAUGCUGAAUAAGAACGGAGGAUACGGAAGAGAAAUCCUAAAGCAAGUUCCUGCUGCAUACGACACUGAACUUCCUGCUUUAGCAACGCAGGCAGCGCACGAGGCCACUGAACGAGCUUAUCACAAGCUCCGUGCAAAACUGGUUGAGGCGGGGGAGUGGAACAAGGGGUACCUGCCUCCAGGUAACGACUUGCUCCACAACCCGUUCGACUUCGACGGGAAGUUCGUGAACGACAAACAGAAGCUCGGCGUUGCAUGCAAGCAAGCGUGUUCGCAGCAUGAAGCUUGUAGGGGGUACACGUACCAUCCUGCGAAGGGCGUGUGCUACCUCAAGACUUGCUCCUCCUCAUCCUUCUCCUCCUCCUCCUCCUCAUCCUCCUCCUCUUACGCCCUCACACAGGUGAAGGAUGUGAAGGUCGGUAGUGGAGAACAGCUCAAACCCGGAGACACGGCAACGAUCGGAUACGUUGGAAAACUGCAAGAUGGAUCUGUGUUUGAUCAAGGAAAGUAUGUCUUCAUGUUCCGAGAAGGGCAGGUCAUCAAAGGCGACGACAUCGGCCUGCAGGGCAUGAGAGUAGGAGGAGAGCGCAAGCUAACGAUUCCUCCUUCCCUUGCUUACGGAGACCAGGGGUACCCGGGCUCUAUCCCUCCUAAGGCUACACUACACUUCGAUGUGAAGUUGCUUCACAUCUCCAAACGUCCGAUAACGGCUGGGUACAAGUCGUCAAACUCCCCCAACUGA
Molecule: messenger RNA, 1091 nt
Organism: Guillardia theta CCMP2712
Lineage: Eukaryota; Cryptophyceae; Pyrenomonadales; Geminigeraceae
Exons: 10
Coding region: 117-1091 (324 amino acids)
Molecular function (GO): peptidyl-prolyl cis-trans isomerase activity
Source: RefSeq, a predicted model, not a curated record